GGCUGGGUCAGCUGAGGGACAGUCACGGGACCGGGAUCUGCUCCCUCAGGCUUCCUGGAGGAGAGGGAAGGAUAAGCGACGGUCUCCGAGUGUGGCAGGCCAGUGGAAAUGGAGAAGGAGAGAGAGACUCUGCAGGCCUGGAAGGAGCGUGUGGGGCAAGAGCUGGACCGGGUGGUGGCUUUCUGGUUGGAGCACUCCCAUGACCAGGAGCACGGGGGCUUCUUCACAUGCCUUGGCCGUGAUGGCCAGGUGUAUGAUGACCUCAAGUAUGUCUGGCUGCAGGGGAGGCAGGUGUGGAUGUAUUGUCACCUGUACCGCAGGCUUGAGCGCUUCCGCCGCCCUGAGCUUCUGGAUGCAGCUAGAGCGGGUGGCGAAUUUUUGCUGCAUUCUGCCCGAGUGGCACCUCCUGCAAAGAAGUGUGCCUUUGUGCUGACAAGGGAUGGCCGCCCGGUCAAGGUGCAGCGGACCAUCUUCAGCGAGUGUUUCUACACCAUGGCCAUGAACGAGCUGUGGAGAGUGACAGGGGAAGCACGUUACCAGAGUGAAGCAGUGGAGAUGAUGGAUCAGAUCAUACACUGGGUGCGUGAGGACCCUUCUGGGUUGGGCCGGCCCCAGCUCCCUGGGGCCCCGGCCACGGAGUCCAUGGCGGUGCCCAUGAUGCUGCUCAACCUGGUGGACCAGCUCGGGGAGGAGGACGAGGAGCUGGCGGGCAAAUACGCAGAGCUGGGGGACUGGUGCGCUCAGAGGGUCCUGCAGCACGUCCAGAGGGAUGGGCAGGCUGUGCUGGAGCAUGUGUCCGAGGAUGGGGAGGAACUUUCUGGCUGCUUGGGGAGACACCAGAACCCAGGCCACGCCCUGGAAGCCGGCUGGUUCCUGCUCCGCCACACCCACCGAAGAGGGGACCCCGCGCUCCGAGCCCACGUUAUCGACAAGUUCCUAUUGUUGCCUUUCCGCUCUGGAUGGGACCCUGAGCAUGGAGGCCUCUUCUCCUUCCAGGAUGCUGACGGCCUCUGCCCCACCCAGCUAGAGUGGGCCAUGAAGCUCUGGUGGCCACACAGUGAGGCCAUGAUUGCCUUCCUCAUGGGCUACAGUGAUGGCGGGGACCCCACCUUGCUGCACGUGUUCUACCAGGUAGCCGAGUACACCUUCCGCCAGUUUCGCGAUCCUGAGUAUGGGGAAUGGUUUGGCUACCUGAACCGAGAAGGGAAGGUCGCCCUCACUAUCAAGGGGGGUCCUUUCAAAGGCUGCUUCCAUGUGCCGCGGUGUCUCGCCAUGUGCGAGGAGAUGCUGAGCGCCCUGCUGAGCCGCCCUGCUCUGGCCCCGGCCCGCCCAGUCCCUGACCCCGCCCGCCGAGGCGCAGAAUAAAGCUGAGCCUGCUCCA
Messenger RNA from Camelus dromedarius (Arabian camel), 1381 nucleotides. RefSeq names its product renin binding protein (gene RENBP). Gene Ontology annotation, biological process: carbohydrate metabolic process; N-acetylmannosamine metabolic process; N-acetylglucosamine metabolic process. The record is from RefSeq and is a predicted model, not a curated record. Lineage: Eukaryota; Metazoa; Chordata; Mammalia; Artiodactyla; Camelidae. The coding region runs from base 109 to 1365 and encodes 418 amino acids. The transcript has 11 exons. Gene Ontology annotation, molecular function: peptidase inhibitor activity; N-acylglucosamine 2-epimerase activity.